This is a messenger RNA of Melozone crissalis (California towhee), 5136 nucleotides long. RefSeq names its product cullin 2 (gene CUL2). The transcript has 21 exons. Gene Ontology annotation, cellular component: Cul2-RING ubiquitin ligase complex; SCF ubiquitin ligase complex. NCBI's taxonomy places the organism in Eukaryota, Metazoa, Chordata, Aves, Passeriformes, Passerellidae. Gene Ontology annotation, biological process: SCF-dependent proteasomal ubiquitin-dependent protein catabolic process; protein ubiquitination. The record is from RefSeq and is a predicted model, not a curated record. Gene Ontology annotation, molecular function: ubiquitin protein ligase binding. The coding region runs from base 118 to 2355 and encodes 745 amino acids.
GCAGCGCUGUGAGGACGGAACGGGGCAGCGACCGCGGCCGAGGGCAGGAGCGAGGGAGGCCGGGCGGGGGUCGCUGACUCGGGCCCCGGGCCGCCAGAUUAACACUAAAGCCCCACAAUGUCCUUGAAACCACGAGUAGUUGACUUUGAUGAAACAUGGAACAAACUUCUAACAACGAUUAAAGCUGUGGUGAUGUUGGAUUAUGUUGAAAGAGCAACGUGGAACGAUCGCUUCUCAGACAUUUAUGCUUUGUGUGUGGCCUAUCCUGAACCUCUUGGAGAGAGACUUUAUACUGAGACUAAAAUUUUUUUGGAGAAUCAUGUACGCCAUUUGCACAAGAGAGUUCUGGAAGCUGAAGAACAAGUACUGGUUAUGUAUCACAGAUACUGGGAAGAGUAUAGCAAAGGGGCAGACUAUAUGGACUGUUUAUACAGGUACCUCAACACACAGUUUAUUAAGAAGAACAAAUUGACUGAAGCUGAUCUUCAGUAUGGUUAUGGAGGGGUGGAUAUGAAUGAACCUUUGAUGGAAAUUGGAGAGCUAGCUCUUGAUAUGUGGAGAAAAUUAAUGAUUGAGCCACUGCAGGCCAUCCUUAUUCGGAUGCUCCUCCGAGAAAUAAAAAAUGAUCGCUGUGGAGAAGACCCAAACCAGAAAGUAAUCCAUGGGGUUAUUAACUCCUUUGUUCAUGUUGAACAGUAUAAGAAAAAAUUCCCCCUAAAGUUUUAUCAGGAAAUUUUUGAGUGUCCUUUUCUGAAUGAAACAGGGGAGUAUUAUAAACAAGAAGCUUCGAACUUAUUGCAAGAGUCAAAUUGCUCGCAGUACAUGGAGAAGGUUUUAGGUAGAUUAAAAGAUGAAGAAAUGCGGUGUCGGAAGUACUUGAAUCCCAGCUCAUAUGGCAAGGUGACUCAUGAGUGCCAGCAGAGGAUGGUAGCUGAUCACUUGCAGUUUCUACAUGCAGAAUGUCACAAUAUUAUCAGACAAGAGAAGAGAAAUGACAUGGCAAAUAUGUAUACUCUGCUCCGUGCUGUGUCCAGUGGUUUACCUCAUAUGAUUCAGGAACUACAAAACCAUAUCCAUGAUGAGGGCCUUAGAGCAACCAGCAAUCUUUCUCAGGAAAAUAUGCCAACUCAGUUUGUGGAGUCAGUUUUGGAAGUACAUAGUAAAUUUGUUCAACUAAUCAACACUGUUUUGAAUGGUGAUCAACACUUUAUGAGUGCCCUUGACAAGGCUUUGACAUCAGUAGUUAACUAUCGGGAGCCCAAGUCGAUCUGCAAAGCACCUGAGUUGCUGGCCAAAUACUGUGACAACUUGUUAAAGAAAUCAGCAAAAGGAAUGACAGAGAAUGAAGUAGAAGACAAGCUUACGAGUUUCAUUACUGUUUUCAAAUACAUUGAUGACAAAGAUGUAUUCCAAAAGUUCUAUGCCAGAAUGUUGGCAAAAAGAUUAAUUCAUGGUUUGUCUAUGUCUAUGGAUUCUGAAGAAGCGAUGAUAAACAAACUAAAGCAAGCCUGUGGUUAUGAAUUUACCAGCAAGCUCCAUCGAAUGUAUACAGACAUGAGUGUUAGUGCUGAUCUCAACAACAAAUUCAACAACUUUAUCAAAAACCAGGACACAAUCAUUGAUUUGGGAAUUAGUUUUCAGAUAUAUGUUCUACAGGCUGGUGCAUGGCCUCUAACUCAGGCUCCUUCUUCUACAUUUGCAAUUCCUCAGGAACUGGAAAAAAGUGUACAGAUGUUUGAAUUAUUUUACAGUCAGCAUUUUAGUGGAAGGAAGCUUACUUGGUUACAUUAUCUUUGUACAGGUGAAGUAAAAAUGAAUUAUUUGUGCAAACCUUAUGUAGCCAUGGUCACAACAUACCAAAUGGCAGUGUUGCUUGCCUUCAACAACAGUGAGACUGUCACUUACAAGGAGCUUCAGGACAGUACACAAAUGAAUGAGAAGGAGCUGACAAAAACCAUCAAAUCUUUGCUUGAUGUCAAAAUGAUCAACCAUGACUCAGACAAGGAAGAUAUAGAGACAGAGUCUACAUUUUCAUUAAAUAUGAACUUCAGCAGUAAACGAACAAAGUUUAAAAUUACCACAUCAAUGCAGAAAGACACACCACAGGAGAUGGAGCAGACCCGAAGUGCUGUGGAUGAAGACAGGAAAAUGUAUCUCCAAGCUGCUAUAGUCCGUAUCAUGAAGGCACGGAAAGUGCUGCGACAUAAUGCUCUUAUUCAGGAGGUAAUUAGCCAAUCAAGAGCUAGGUUUAACCCAAGUAUCAGCAUGAUUAAGAAGUGUAUUGAAGUCCUGAUAGACAAACAGUACAUAGAGCGAAGCCAGGCCUCUGCAGACGAGUACAGUUAUGUAGCAUGAUGUGCUGUCCUGCAGGUAUGAUUGUAAGGAGAUCAUUGCUGUCACUGUUUGGUGUGUUCCUGUGGGAAGAGGCAGGCCUGUGCCUCCAUAAUUGGUCACUUGGCAGCCCCUGUUUUUCUGCUGUUUACAACAUCACCAGUGCCAUGUCAUGAGCGUCAAUGAAAAUGCCUAUAGAUAUUUCAAGCUCAUGUCAUUAUGACAUUUCUUAAAACUUUACUAAAAGAAUGAGUGAAGUAUUGCUGAAAUGUGGAGAAUUGGUUGGGUACCAUGCUUUUUUUUUUCCCCCUCCCCUUUCACGUUUGCAGUUGAUGUUUUUUAAUGUAUCUUAAGACAAAGUAAAAAAAAAAAUCACACAAAAAACCUAAAUAUUGUAAUAUGACAGAUAACCUAAUAAUUGUAUCUACAUUAAAAUGUAAAAAAAAUGACGAACAUGAUACUGCUGCUUGUCAAAUAAAAAAAAUAAAGUUAUAUAAUGUGUCUGGAAUGAUUGUAGAGCUGGAUAUAGCAUUAAUGUCUGUAAAUAUUAUUCAGGCCUGAAGAGUAGAAAUAAUGUUACGUGUUUGGGUUUUGGAUAACCUCAGAAGUAGGUCUGACAUAACAACUAAUUUAUAUGAAACUGAAUACCAGGUAUGUCAUGUUUGAUGUGAUUAUAAAAAAUAUUUAUGGUUAAGUGCACAUCUUGUUUUCUUGAGAUUAGCCUCAUUUACAUUCUCGGUGCCUGAAGGCCUCUGCUGUGUCUGUUAAUCCCACACUGUAGGAAUAUGUUACAAGGGAAAAUAAACUGAUGUUUGAGGGGAUUUAAAUGGUGUAGUUCACAAACACUUUGGAAUAGUUAUCAUGAACAUCAAAGAUAGAAUUCAGUGGCUUGGGAAAGCAUAAAGCAGGCUGGUAACUGAAAAAUGUUUUUUCUCUAAUGUAUUGGGUAGAAACACUACAUGGAUGGGUGUCUAUGUUUGUUUCCACAAACUCAUACUGCUUGUUUCUUGUUUUCCCUCCUGACUCCUAUGGUUGUUUUAAUCAUGUUUUGUUUUCCUCUGCCCCAAUUAGAUUUCCAGCUGUUAGGGUGAGACACAUCCACAGGCUAUUUCAUGUCUUGUGUUGUUCACCAGGGUUGGCAUGGUAACUGUUCACUCUUAAACAAGCAAACUAUAAUUUAAAAGUACAAACUCUAGCACUGGAAGUGAAUGGAAUUUAAGAGCACUGAGAGUUUGAACACACUGAAUGCCUGCUGCAGAAGAGUUUCCUCAUGGCUAUGCCUGCAAUUAUGAUUGACAGGAUAAAUAUUAAGUUUAAAUGUUCUAUUUUUGCCAGAUUUAUUUGCGUGCAUAUAAAAAUACCUAUGUAGAUAUAUACUAUUUGAAGUAUUUUUUUAGAUUGUGUAAUAUCACCUACUAAAAAUCCACACAUCAAGAAGUAAUUAUAAAGAAAAGCAAACCUUUGGAGGGAGCUUUUUACUCUUUUUUUCUUUUUCUAGUUCUUCACUGUAUGAAAGGCUUCUCUCCAGCUCUUAGAUUGUUGCUGUCUCUUACUUCUUAAAUGGUAAUGCAUUCACAAACUAUCUAGAGGGUAUAGGAAACUUUCUGUGGUUAACUAGGAAAUGCAUCAAGAAGUGGUGCUAUGUUUUUCUGAUGUGGAUUUUGCUAAGGAUGAAUAAAGGGCAAUAAACAAUAAAGUGCAAUAAACAUUCCUUCCAUAUUGAUGGUGUUUUAUCCCACUAUGCUAAGAUCUAAAUUUUUAUGUGGAUUUGUCUUCAAGAAGUGAGGUUUUUUAACUAACUGUAAUAUGGUGCUGUAGAUCAUUGUCUAAAGUGUUAGUUUCGAGUUGUCUCUGUGUGGUGGGACACAGCAGAGGUGCUUAGACUGUCACCAGCUGUAGUAAACAGGAGAUACAAAAUGAGCACAGAUUUUGACUGGAGUGACUUCUAAUCUAUUGCAGUGUGGAGCAUUUCUGUGCUUUAUAAAAGAAAUUAUUCAUUACAUCUAAAGACAAAAAAAUAGGGGCAAUAUUCUAUUACAUAACACACAAAAAAGGGAAAAUUUAUUUCAUGAAUGCUGAAUUAGCACAUCCUUUUUCCAGAAAACAAACUAACACUGAUGCCAAAGUUUCUGGAAACAAAUGUGGUUUAUCUUGUAACUUGUAUUUGAGUCAGCACAUUUUAAGCUUGUUCAUAAAAGAGUUAAUAAAAGCUUUAUUUAAAUGUAGAUUCCAGUAGCAAAAUUUUAAGGCUGAAUUUGAAGAAGUUUUGAGCAAUUUAUUUUCAGAAUAAUUUCACAGGCAACACAAGAACUUCCCUGCUCUAGCCCAAACGUGCAAGGUUUUAACAUUACCUUAUCUCUCAAUUUUUGCAUACCUAAACCAUCAUUUUGGGUUUUAGGUAAGCAUGCUGCUGAGUUGAGACAUGUUUAGUGAGUUAAAAACAUUCAUCUAUUUCAGUGCAGUUGGCAUCCCCAGAUGAUGUCUUUCAUAAUUACACACAAACUCAGUCUUUUCAGUGGCUCUUAGGAAAUGUUGUUUUAGCUGGGAAACAUUUUGAAUUCUACUUUAUAACUCACACCUUCCCCCUCAGGAAAAAAGUAGUGCAAAUCCAGACCCCUGUAGCUGGGUUAUGUCACUGAAAUCAUUGCUGGCACACAGGGAUGCAGUUUAUAGUUGGAGCUUCAGCCUGGCAUCCAAUACCUUUGGCAAGUGUAGGUUCAAAAUAUUAAGUGCUAAUGGGUAUUAACAGGAGGGGCAAAUUGUAAGAAAGAGAAGACAGCAAAAAAUGCCAUACAGUUUUAAUUU